This is a messenger RNA of Gymnodraco acuticeps, 2795 nucleotides long. RefSeq names its product aspartoacylase (gene aspa). NCBI's taxonomy places the organism in Eukaryota, Metazoa, Chordata, Actinopteri, Perciformes, Bathydraconidae. Bases 944 to 1885 code for a protein of 313 amino acids. Gene Ontology annotation, molecular function: hydrolase activity, acting on carbon-nitrogen (but not peptide) bonds, in linear amides; hydrolase activity, acting on ester bonds. The transcript has 6 exons. The record is from RefSeq and is a predicted model, not a curated record.
ACACAGUGUGUAAGUGAGACACAAUUAGUCAAAUUAACUUUGACUGCAAAUGAUAUGGUAGUCUGUGAAUGACUGUCAGGGUUUGUAAUAGCUGUUACAAAGUGCACCAUAUCAGAACCAUCAUGAAGUUAAUAGGUAAUAUAGAGCCAUUGCUAUAGGUGAAACAUUUACAACAAUGUUGUAAAUAAGAAUGAGAAGCAAAUAUGUAAGCCUUAUUGUACUUGUAAACUGUAUCUUAAACUUGGGGAAUUUAUUUAUUUUAAAGGGCGUGACAAGAAGUAAUUAAUCCAGAAAGGUCCAACACUAUGAUAACUAAAAUAUAUAAACAAUGUUUGAUACUCUUUAUUUUGGAAUAACGCCAGCAGAUACGAAAAUGUAUUUAUUAAUAUUUGCUUUCUAUAUCAUUGUGAUCAGUAUUACAUGGUAACUAGAUUACAACUAUAUAGCAAACAUGCCAUAACAUGCCAAUUUUCAACCCUAUUUUAGUUCUUAUGGUGUUUCUGUUAUCGUUAAAACAUGCUGGGGUUUUUUCUCCAAGAAAAACAAAUACAUUUUUGUUUGUAUAAUGAGCCCCUCCUAGAGUAAAGCCAGACCAAAUCAAUGCAUAGGUAAAAACAGAGGUGGAAAAAGUACUCGGAUCUCAUUAUCAUAAGAAAAAAACGUAAUAAAAAGCAACUUAUGGAUGUUUUCUUUGGCUGAACCUAUUUUUUAACAACAAAAGCUGCAUUUUAAAGUCCCCAAGCUUUGGGGUUUUGGCCUAUUGUGGCACUGUUUGCUUUCCAUACAACCAGCUAGCUGACACGUUACGUAAGCGCGUAGCCACAGAAGGCAUUUAAACAGUGUGGCUGCGAAGAUCCAGCUGGAAACUUUUCCUCUCCUGCUGACGCUCCAGAGACCUGUGUGUCUUCAACUUCAACACUCGGCACACAUUCACCACCCAGACAUGUCCUCUUUUAACAGCAUUGUGAGCUUGGAAGAGGCAAGGAGAGUGGCUAUUUUCGGAGGAACGCACGGGAACGAGAUGUCAGGCGUGACGCUGGUGAACCUGUGGGUGAAAAACGGCGCCGAGAUCCAGAGGAAAGGGGUCGAAACCAAACCGUUCAUCACCAACCCGAAGGCUGUGGAGAAGUGCGCCAGAUAUGUGGACACGGACCUGAACCGAGCCUUCACCCCGGAAAACCUCAGUGCCCCUCAAGGAGACAACCAGCCCUACGAGGUGCAGAGAGCCCAGGAGAUCAAUGGGAUAUUCGGACCCAAAGGAAGCCCAGAUGCCUACGAUGUUAUCUUCGACCUCCACAACACGACGUCCAACAUGGGCUGCACCCUGAUCCUGGAGAGCUCCAAAGACCACUUCAAUCUGCAGAUGAUGAACUACAUCAAGAAAGCCAUCGCUCCAAGUAGUUGUCUUGUUCUGCUGAAUGAACAUCCUCUUUUGAAAUAUUCCACUUCCCGCUCUAUUGCCAAGCACCCUGUUGGUCUGGAAGUGGGUCCCCAGCCUCAAGGUGUUUUGAGGAGCAACAUAUUUGAAGCUAUGAGGGUGAUACUGAAACAUGCGCUGGACUUCAUUGAACUGUUUAAUGAAGGCAUGGAGUUCCCUUCCUGUACAGUAGAAGUUUUCCGGGUCUUAGAGAGGAUCGACUACCCCAGAGAUGCCAACGGAAACAUCAUAGCUAUGGUGCAUCCCAAUCUGCAGGACUGUGACUGGGAGCCGCUGAACCCCGGUGACCCUAUGUUCCAAACUUUUGAUGGAAAGACCAUCCGGUUCCAAGGCUCAGGAACGGUCUACCCCACUUUUAUUAAUGAGGCGGCCUAUUAUGAAAAACAACAGGCAUUUGUUACCACCAGACGAGAAAGCUUGGUGGCCAGUUCCAUCAGAAAAGUAUGAAAACUGUUUGUAAAGGCUUCAAUGAUUCUUUGUUAGCCACAAUAACAAAUCUGUGUAUAGACUUUUCUCACCGAAUAUUGACGAGAUACCAUAUUUUACACACUGCUUUCUUUUUUCUAUGCAUUUACUAUCUCCUAACUAUGCAAAGAACCUUUUUUAGAGGCUUUGCAAAAAGUCACUGUGAAAGUCUUUGAUUUAAAGGCUGGUAUAUUGCUGUGGUAAGUAUUUAUGAUACUGAUGUUAUUUAAAAAAUAUAUUUACAUUAAAUCAACUAAGUUUUUAUAACAUUAAACGCCAAGCCUAAUUAUUGAUGGCUGAUAAAUCACCAUACAUCACUCUUUAAGUUUCUUACAACUGCUCAGGACAGCCAUUUUGGAUCAUAACCUGCAACCUUUGACCCAAAACUGUAGUUGUUUGUCCUCUUAUAUUUGUAACAUAUUUUGAAGGGUGUGUUUGUGGCCUUUGAUACAUACCUGUAACUCCAGUGGUUGCAUCUGUGGUGCUGUCCUAGUCUUGCCUUAAUAGAGAUUUAACAAUAAAACUUGCACAACAAAAAUCUGAGGUGAAAUUUAUAGAAAAUAUGUUGGAUAACAUAUUUUGAUAAGAAAUUGUCCUGAUCCUCUAAACAAAUGGGAUGCAGUUUGAAACAUGUUUUAUAAUCAUAUAUUUGUGUCUAUUUUUAUAUACUUGUACUGUACGUUUUAAGUGACGUUUAGGAUUCUCGGAGGGCAUAUGUACUUUUAAUAUUUUUUUACGUCUUUGUUGUGUCAAAGUGUAUCGCUGUGGUGUUACGGUCAUUCAUUUUCUAAUUAGCAAUAUUUUUGGUAGCACUAUUUAUGUGAUGAGUAACGUUUACUGUCUUAAAGUCCUGUGGAAAUUAUCCGAUCAAUAAAUGUAGUACUAUGCUAAA